Messenger RNA from Rhipicephalus sanguineus (brown dog tick), 5591 nucleotides. RefSeq names its product probable chitinase 10. The transcript has 16 exons. The record is from RefSeq and is a predicted model, not a curated record. Gene Ontology annotation, molecular function: hydrolase activity, hydrolyzing O-glycosyl compounds; chitin binding. Gene Ontology annotation, biological process: carbohydrate metabolic process; chitin catabolic process. Gene Ontology annotation, cellular component: extracellular region. NCBI's taxonomy places the organism in Eukaryota, Metazoa, Arthropoda, Arachnida, Ixodida, Ixodidae. The coding region runs from base 169 to 2964 and encodes 931 amino acids.
ACAAAAGAAACGCCAGUGCCUGAAUUCGAGCCCGUGUUCCUGCUGAAACAGUGUGUGUUAUUCCGUGAAAACUCCUACGAGUCGGCUAAUCGACCGCCCUCAUCGUACCAGGACUACCUGAUCAUCACUGGAUUCAGAAGCCCGCCGUGCUUAGUUAUAUAUUUCGCCAUGAAACCGAGGUGGAUGUUUCUUGCCUUACUGGCAGCAUGGUGUGCCACAAGUACAGUGGAUGCCAGGAGACCGCUCCGAAAAGUCAGUCUGACAAGCCCCUCUGCACCCAGCGGCGGCAACACGGGCAAGAAGAUCGUGUGCUACUUCACCAACUGGGCGCAGUACCGCCAGGGUGAUGGCAAGUUCCUGCCGGAGGACAUUGACCCGACGCUGUGCACGCAUAUCAUAUACGCAUUCGGGUGGAUGAAGAAGCACAAGCUGUCCAGCUUCGAUGCCUCAGACGACACCAAGAACGGAAAGAAGGGCCUCUACGAGAGGGUCAUUGACCUCAAGAAGAAGAACCCAAACCUCAAGGUCCUUCUCGCCGUUGGCGGCUGGUCGUUCGGGACUCAGCGGUUCAAGGAGAUGGCGUCCAACAGCUACAAUCGGCGGCUGUUCAUCUUCAGCGCACUGAACUUCCUGCGCAGGCGCAGGUUCGAUGGCCUCGACCUCGACUGGGAGUUCCCGCGUGGCAAUGAGGACAAGAAGAACUUCGUCGAACUAGUCAAGGAACUGCGUGAAGCGUUCGAAGCCGAGUCCAAGGAGAAGAAGCUGCCGCGACUGCUGCUCACCGCCGCCGUGUCUGCGGGCGCCGAGACAAUCCGUGGAGGCUACGACGUGCCCGCAGUGGCCGCCUACGUGGACUUCCUCAACGUCAUGUCCUACGACUUCCACGGCAAGUGGGAGAGCAUGACGGGACACAACAGCCCGCUGUACGCGGCCGCCAAUGAGACCACCUGGAGGAAGCAGCUGUGCAUGGACUUCGGCGUGAAGACGUGGGAGCGUCUCGGUGCGCCCAAGGAGAAGAUCGUAGUCGGCACUGGCACCUACGGUCGCACCUUCACGCUGGCCAACCCCAAGAAGAACGGCAUGAACGCCCCGUCCUCGGGCGGAGGGGACGCUGGAGAGUUCACCAAGGAGGCGGGCUUCCUUGCUUAUUACGAGAUCUGUGAUAUGCUCAAGAAGGGCGCCGAUUACGUCUGGGACGACGAACAGCUCGUGCCUUACGCCUACCUCGGAAACCAGUGGGUUGGCUUCGACGACGAGAGAAGCAUCAGGGCAAAGAUGAACUGGAUCAAGGCGAACAAUUACGCUGGCGCCAUGGUGUGGACCGUCGACAUGGAUGACUUCCGAGGUCGCUGUACAUCCAAGACCUGGCCCCUCAUCGGCGCCAUGGCCGAGGAGCUGCUGGGCAGGCCUAGCCGAGGACCCAAGAACGUGCUUCCCAUCGUGAAGAAGCCACGGACGAUUGCUGCCAAGUCGACGCAGACAACCCAGGCUCCGGGAGCCAUCAAGAGAAUCGACAAUCUCAAGGCACCGCAGUCUGCUCAACCUGUCAAGGACGAGGCUCCAGAGCCCGACACCAACGCCCGUGUGGUCUGCUACUUCACCAACUGGUCGGCCAAGCGGAAGGGCAAGGGCCACUACGAGCCAGAAGACAUCGACCCGACGCUCUGCACGCACGUCAUCUACGCGUUCGCCAACAUCAAGGAAUUCAAGAUUGUGUCGACCGAGCCCGUGGAUGAAGGCACUGGCGGCGCCCAGAAAGGCUUCUGGGAGAGGAUUGUGGCCCUCAAGUCCAAGAACCCGCAGCUCAAGGUCAUGCUGGCCGUCGGUGGCUGGAUGCUGGGAUCUGCGCCCUUCAGGGAAGUCACCGAAAACUCCUACAGGCAAUCUUUGUUCGUAUUCAACGCCAUCGACUUCCUGCGAGAGAAGGGCUUUGACGGUCUGGACGUCGACUGGGAAUUCCCCCGAGGCGCCGAGGACAAGAAGAGGCUGGCUGGCCUCAUCAAGGAGCUGCGGGUAGCGUUCGAUGGCGAGGCUCUGGCGUCCAAGAAACCACGACUAAUCCUUUCCAUGGCAGCGCCGGCCAGUUUCGAGGCAAUCUCCGCUGGAUACGACGUCGAAGAACUGAACAAGCACGUGGAUAUGAUCAACAUGAUGACGUACGACUUCCACGGUGACUGGGAACGUCAGGUUGGACACCACAGCCCGCUGUUUCCCCUCUACACGGCCAGCAACUUCCAGAAGAAGCUGACUGUGGACUACAGCGCUGGCGAGUGGGUGCGCAAAGGGGCAAGCAAAGAGAAGCUGCUCGUCGGUAUCCCGACCUACGGUCGUACCUUCACGCUGGGAGACAACAAUCUCACCGACAUCGGAGCACCAUCUAUCGCUGGUGGAAAGCCUGGAAACUACACGGGCGAGACGGGUUUCCUGUCCUUCUUCGAGAUCUGCGACCUCUUGCGAUCUGGAGCAACGCUUGUGUGGGACAAUGAGCAGAUGGUGCCUUACGCCUACAAAGAGGACCAGUGGGUCGGCUUCGAUGACCAGAGGAGCCUCAAGCUCAAGGUCCAGUGGCUUAAGCAGGCUGGCUAUGGAGGAGUGAUGGUCUGGUCUGUGGAUCUUGAUGACUUCAAGGGCUCAUGUACGGGUCAGAGCUACCCGCUCCUGACGGCCAUCAAGGAGGAGCUUAAGGGCUACAAGGUUGCCAACUUGGAAGUGGCAUCCUCUAAUGUCUUCAACUCCUACGGACAGCUCGUCGAUCCCGACGAGGUUGUGUGUGACGAGGAGGACGGCCACAUUAGCUACCACCUGGACAAGAAGGACUGCACCAUGUACUACAUGUGCGAGGGCAAGCGGCGACAUCACAUGCCGUGUCCCACGAACCUCGUCUUCAACCUGAACGAGAGCGUGUGCGACUGGCCCGAAAACGUGGACGACUGCAAGCACAUCUCCAAGACGUCCUCUUCGUAGUCCAGCUGCUCUUCCUUCUUCCAGACUACGCUGCCUUGUCGCCGUCGUCGCCUGUGUCUCAUGAACUGCGUGGCCGUACGGCCUACAGUAACCCGUUUACCAAGUGUGUGUUACAGUGCAAACAGCCUAUUCACAGAAGGUCUUAGAAGUAUUCUGAGUUUGUGUUCACAAAAACGUCUUAUACUAGUAUUGUUCGCAGGAUAAUAUCUUAGCCAGUCCUGAGGGUAAAGAUACCAUAAGCGAAGCCAACUUGCCAGUGGUAGAAGACGCUUAUUGAAGAAGCAGCUUGACCAGUUUGCCAUCAUAAUAGCUGCGACAUAGGCAGUGUUUCAAUAUUUAGGUUAGCAUUAUACGAAGUCGGCGCGUUUGUGUCUCAGAACACGCCGCAGCUUUCUGACUGAAGCAAAAACAAAUGAAAGGUGCUAGCUACAGCCAGGCAAUUGCCGGCGAUUACUACGCUCCUCUUAUUAGUACGCUCCUCUUAACAAGCGAAAAGUGUCAUGUGGAGGAGGGCGCUUUCAAGGGGAUGAGAGGAGAUUGCUCCUUCGGAAAUAUGCGCCUUCGGUGCUAUAACAAGAACUCUUGCGCGCACUUCCUGCAAAACUUCAGUAGUUCAACAUAAAGCAUGACUUCUACCUUUUAUUUGUGCCUUUCCACCCACAAAGUAAGCCUGCUGCCAUCCUUCCCGUGAGGUAUUGGGCGACGACGACCGACAAUAAUCGGCAUCAUAAAGAAAUCAAUCUAGGCGGUUGAACGGGUGACGUCAAAUGUUCGUGAUAAUCGAGUACUUGUAGCCGAAGGCUUAGUUUGCGAGCAGCAUGUUUGGUCACUAUGUGUCUCGGCAUGUGCGAUUUAUUAUUACACGUGCACUCGAGGCGGGACCUUCACAGUGUCCAAUGUAAAGAAAAAGUUAGCGCCGUACUAAGAAUACUAGCCUCAUGGCCUUGACCAAAAUGCUGCUUGGCAACGCACGCUACAAUCACGCACCUUGUAGCGCCAUAUUGAAGAUGGUUGAACAAUCGCAAAAACUGCAGGGCGGCGUCACCCGUUACCGUGUAUAAGUAUCUAGAUUUUAGAUAUUUCGUGAUGUAAGAUGUGUGUCCCUUAUUUUCGUUUCGUUUUCUAGGAUAGAUGUGCUCUUCCGCUUCAGCUCCAAGUAAUAUCAAAAUAUUCUGCUAUGCGACGUACCACACUGUAUUUAGGCACUCCUCAGAAUAUGUUCCAUAAAAAGGUAACGAUACUCAAGGCUAACGUCUGGCGUAAAAUGCUCGUCAUUACAACUUCAACAUGCAAUAGAUAGUCUGUCGCAGGGCUCAGCAAACUGCAUUGUCUACGGAACUCUUGAACUGUUUGGUGCUUGUGGCAGAAUUAUCGUGCGCUCGUUUAAUUUGCCCGCGAAAGUAUCUGGCAUGCAAUGACAAUGUAUGCCUUUAGUUUUUCUUGGAAUUGUCCUUUUCCUAAAGACAGUCAUCAAUUUGAAGUGUCACAAUUCACUCGUUGGAAGCAAUGUUGAAGAGAUGAUCAACUGCAACUCGCGAUGAGCCGUGGCACGUUCUUUGCGACUUAAGGUGCUUUAUACUUAAGCCUUAGACGGAUGUGUACAGAAGCUUACUUAGUAGACCCGCUAUGCCACAAAUCAAGCAUAGGAAGUCUAAAGGAAGUAGCGCUUUAAAUUUAGCUAGAAAAAACCAGUGACUUCACAAGAGUACCCUAAUUCUUCAAAAUAUAGAAAUGUUACAUUAUUACGACAUUGCGAGUGAAUAUAUUGGUCAUACGCUAUAUUUAUUAGCCCAAGUCACUGACGCUUACAGCUGGGUUUCUCAAUCUCGAGAGACGUUGGUUUGCCUCGAAGUGGCCAAUUGGAAGGUGGAUUGCCACUAAGCUAAGGAAACUGCAAAGAAACGCACACAGAGCAACAAACACGUCGUUACAAAGAUGACCGCUCCAGAGCAUGAAACUGCUAGCCCAACAGCAUGCCUUUUGAAGUGUAAUAUUUCAUCCUGAUCGGUUUAUUUCGACCGCUUGGUUGACACCAGUGCAUUAUCGGCUCAGGCUCAGGCUCAUAGGCUGUAUUGAACUAACGUUGCCUUCAACGAACAUGCUCGACGGAGACGUUAGAAAACAACUCUCUAACACAGAUCUGUUAAAAUAGAAACAGCUUUGUCGCUGCCUUUGUUCCACUGCUGCGAAGUAGUGCACACGCAAUUUGCAGCUUCGUAAGCAAAUAGCACACGCAAGUAUGAUGAAACGUGCUAUUUCUACCUUGAAAAAUGUGUAAAUGUCUGCGUGUUUGUAUUAAGGCGCCUGAACAGACAUGAAAAUUUUAGGUAAUGAAACAUCGCCAAAAGGAGUUUUUUACAAAAUAACGUCUCAGAGAUACCGCAAGUGUGCCUUGAAGAAGAACAAAAGGAGCAAAUGUUGUUAUACAUAUUAUGCAUUUUUCAACUGUAUUAUUGUUUUAGAAGAGUAUUUCGUGCUGCAAAAGACAUAUCGUGUUGUUACUAUAGGAUGUAUGCGACACCAUCUAUGUUUUUGUCGCGAAGGUACGUGGAACGGGUGUCAACGUUUUGGGGGACAUCAUAUUCCGCCAACGCAUCUCCAUCUGUUUUUUUUUCCUUUUAAUAUAU